Messenger RNA from Spizellomyces punctatus DAOM BR117, 864 nucleotides. Its product is annotated as guanylate kinase. Gene Ontology annotation, biological process: purine nucleotide metabolic process. Bases 36 to 764 code for a protein of 242 amino acids. The record is from RefSeq and is a predicted model, not a curated record. NCBI's taxonomy places the organism in Eukaryota, Fungi, Chytridiomycota, Chytridiomycetes, Spizellomycetales, Spizellomycetaceae. Gene Ontology annotation, cellular component: cytosol. Gene Ontology annotation, molecular function: GMP kinase activity. The transcript is spliced from 8 exons.
GACCUUUUCGACAUUUCAAUUCCACUCGACCACUCAUGGCCUCCAACAUACACCCCAUUGUCAUAUCCGGACCGAGUGGGUCUGGUAAGAGCACCUUGCUAGAGCGCUUGUUCGCAAAGUACCCAAACCUUUUUGGUUUCUCGUGUUCGCACACUACGCGAAGUCCGCGCCCUGGCGAGGUGCCUGGCAAAAGCUACCAUUUCAUCGAACGCGAUGAAUUCGAACGAAUGAUUGCGGAAAAAAAGUUUAUCGAACAUGCUGAAUAUGCAGGAAACUGCUAUGGAACCAGCUUUGAAGCCGUCGAAGUGGUCCAGUCCUCCGGUCGGAUAUGCAUCCUUGAUUUAGAAAUCAAUGGAGUCCGGAGCAUUAAAAACAGUCCCAUGCACGCAAAGUACAUCUUUGUUCAGCCUCCUUCUAUUGAAGUUUUGGAGCAACGACUUAGGAGUCGUAAUACAGAGACAGAGGAAACUUUGCAGACGCGGCUGGCGACAGCAAAGGAUGCUAUGGAUUUUGCGGAAACUGGAGCAUACGAUAAGAUUAUUGUUAAUGACGAUCUCGACAAGGCUUUUGCAGAAUUAGAUGACUUCAUCUCUGUUUUAACCAAGCCUUCCCUUACUACCGACGCUGUGGCACCUACGGAAGCGGAAUCGACUAAACCCGAGCCCGUAGACAAUGCCGCUGUCUCAUCGCCGGAGGCGACGGUCGCUCCAGUGGCCCAGAAAGACACUCCAUCCAAAAAAUCUAAAGUUUGCACGAUUAUUUAAACAAGAAGAGAACCAUUCCCCAAAUGUAAAUUACAAUAGUUGCCGAAUUACGGACAUGUAAAGAGACGGAUAGCUGCAGAAUAUAAAAAAUCGAACGCAA